GUGAAAGCUCUAUUCUUUUGAAGUGCGCAACAGAGACCAUUUGAUGGAAUAGAGUUUGAAGGAGAAAAGUAAACUUUAACACUGGAUUAACUUGUGUAGUGGAAUAUUAGUUCCACUAUUAGAGAUCAGGCUGUGUUAUUCCACAUCUUGGUUAAUUUUGUCAGGCGUUCUCAGCUUUUAUUUUAACCUUUCGAACGGUUUCUGGACUCGAAACAAGUGAUUUUUACACACAAUUUACGCCAUGGCGAACUCGUGUCUCCAACUGAGCGGCUUCCUCAUCAGCUGCCUCGGCUGGUUGGGAAUAGUGAUCGCGACAGCUACCAACGACUGGGUGACUAUGUGUAAAUACGGUUUGAACACCUGCAAGAAGAUGGAUGAGCUAGGGGCUAAGGGACCUUGGGCGGAGUGUGUCAUCUCCACAGGACUAUACCACUGCGUCUCCCUCACGCAGAUCCUGGACCUGCCAGCCUACAUCCAGACGACUCGUGCCCUGAUGAUCACAGGUUCAAUCCUAGGUCUCCCAGCAGUGGGAAUGCUCCUCAUGUCCAUGCCCUGCAUCAACCUUGGGAACGAAUCCCAGACCUCUAAAAACAAACGUGCCAUCCUGGGAGGAGUGCUUAUUCUCAUAGUCGCAUUGUGUGGAAUGGUAUCUACAGUCUGGUUUCCCAUUGGGGCCCACCAUGAGCAGGGCCUCAUGUCAUUUGGCUUCUCCCUCUACACUGGCUGGGUGGGCACUAUUUUCUCCAUGCUGGGUGGGUCCAUCCUCACCUGCUGUUCAUCAGAGUCCUCCUCCUCCUCUCGCUCCUACCAGGACAACAAUCGCUUCUACUACUCCAAACAGGGAGGAGGAAACCAGCCAACCGCCUCUGCCACCAAUCACGCCAAGAGCGCCCACGUCUGAGCUGGGAGCGAUUCUGAAUCCCACGUGGACUGUAACUAGUUUGUAUAUAGAGACAUAUACACAAGAGCACACAAACACACAAAUUCACAUUCAGCACAGUAACAAUUACAUGCAAGCCCAUAAUGGAAGAGAAGGAGACACAUUCACACACUCAUUCCUGUUGGUUUAUGAGAAGGAAAACACAAGGGGGAAAAUUCUUGAAUGAGCACAAAAACAUACAUAAAAGAGACAUUCACACAUCCAAACACACAAAGACUGUUUUUGUUGGAGGCCUUUUUUCAGCCAGUGGAUUGUUUUUGUAUCACAGAGCUCAUCUUCCAGCCUCCUCAAGGUGGGCGCGGUGUGGACUCACCAUAAUGUUACAUAAUUGUACAAGCUUUUGAGUAACUGCCUGCACAGCAGCCUGACCUUCUAAUCACUUGAGGCCUCGUGGACUGAAAUAUUGAUCUCUAUUAUACUUCUAUUUUUCUAUUGUACACCUAGAGAUGAAAUCUUAUGAGUGCCUUUGUUGAUAAAUAUAUUUUUGAAAUCAUAUAAUAUCUUGAUCAUUUGUUUUGAUAAGAGCAGGGCAUGACAGUACUGUGGAAUUGAACAUAUGUUUGUUAACAUUGUUUAAGUACAUUAAUUUUUCUUUGACAGUAUUGUGCAACUCUCUUGUGCACUUGCCCCUUGAGACUUGAUUUAAAAAACGUAGCAGUUUUUUCCGCUUCUGCAGGAUGACAGUAGACUGAAGGGAACAUACAUUUCACAGGAGAGCUUUAUCCAGCAGUUUUACAGCCUGAAUUAGAGUCUUAGUAUGUGCACUGGUUUGGCAGAAUUAACUUAUCAGAGAGUACCACAUUUUCAUCUUUUGUCCAUAACUCUGUUAUCUACCAGUGAUAUUUCAUAAUCCAAAGUUACUUUAAACAUUUCUCUUUAACUAACUUGAUUUUUUUGGUUUUUAUAACAACUGAAUGACAAAAAAGCAGCUUAUCCUGUAACUGUAGAAUUAUACAUUUCCAUUAAACAUCUUAGUCAAACUUCCUCACAUAGAGUAGUUCUUAAAAAAAAAAAGCCUGUAGCUAAAAGUCUGUUUCACUAGUGUGCACAAAAACACAUCAGUAUUAUGUAGAUUAGCUUCUCUCAAAAGAAUGUGAUGACUUGAAUGUUCAAUAUCUCAAAUGUGCUCUGAACACAGAUAGAACCAGAUAUUCCCAAGAUGAAGGAACCAGAUAUUCCUAACUCAGAUCCAUAUAGAAGCAGCAUUAGCUGGUUAUUUAUUGUUUCACUGAUGUGCUAUUGUUUGAUUUUCUAUAAUAAAGAUAAAAGAAUCAAAACUGC
Messenger RNA from Lates calcarifer (barramundi perch), 2221 nucleotides. RefSeq names its product claudin 11a (gene cldn11a). The record is from RefSeq and is a predicted model, not a curated record. Gene Ontology annotation, cellular component: plasma membrane; bicellular tight junction. Gene Ontology annotation, molecular function: structural molecule activity. Gene Ontology annotation, biological process: cell adhesion; bicellular tight junction assembly. Bases 242 to 901 code for a protein of 219 amino acids. NCBI's taxonomy places the organism in Eukaryota, Metazoa, Chordata, Actinopteri, Centropomidae. The transcript is spliced from 3 exons.